This is a messenger RNA of Ipomoea triloba (trilobed morning glory), 1961 nucleotides long. Its product is annotated as auxin-responsive protein IAA16-like. Lineage: Eukaryota; Viridiplantae; Streptophyta; Magnoliopsida; Solanales; Convolvulaceae. The transcript has 6 exons. Gene Ontology annotation, biological process: regulation of DNA-templated transcription. The coding region runs from base 794 to 1699 and encodes 301 amino acids. Gene Ontology annotation, cellular component: nucleus. Gene Ontology annotation, molecular function: protein binding. The record is from RefSeq and is a predicted model, not a curated record.
UCGGGCAUAUCCCAUAAACAAUAGCAGCCUCUGCAUUUCUUUCAACUUUUGCAAUUCAUUAAUAGGAGGAAUUUCAUUCAUACAAGCCACCACUAUUCACAGGGGGGCAGUGUUUGGGGGAGUGUGUUUGUGCCUGUGUGGUGAUAUAAUCUAUAUCUAUAUAUUUAUAAUAUAAUAAUAAGAUAAAAGUAGGUGAGUAGGCGUCGUGGCAGUCUAUAAUAUAGGGGUAUACACUCUUUUCUUUCUCUCACACAAUUCAGAAAAAGAGCAUUGCUUUUUUCUUCUGGAAUUUAGAAAGAGAGAGAGACAGAGAGGUGUGGGUUGCGUGCGAUUUGAAGCAAUUCCGUUUGGACAUCCUUCGACUGAACAGAAUCUCCUCUGCUUCUAUACUCUUUUUCUUCUUUUUCGCUUCCUUAUAUUUUACUCCCCCACAUUUACUGCGGCUAUCCCAUGCACCCAAUGCUCUAACACCCACUCUGCAACUCCCUACGGAGAGACAGCCCGGCAAGAUUUUCAGUUUAUUUAUUUAUAUAGCUUUUAUAUCACACUCCAAGAACCAUUACUACACCAGUACCUCUCACUUCCCACGUUUCUUUUGGGGUUUCUCUGGUGACCGCUCGUGAGGUUUUUGGGUGGUUUCUUGGUUUUGAUAGCCUGGGUUUUAAAGAUUGCUGCUUUUCUUGAGGUUUAAGGAUGUGGGUUUCCUUUGCUUUCAGUUUUGGAUAGAGUUUUAAGUUGUUUGGUUGUGGUUGUGUUUAUUGAGAGUGGGUAUUGUAUUGUUGAGACAAAAGAGAUGGAGGAAUAUUCAAGAAAGGGUGAAAGGUAUGAGGAGGAAAAGCUUGAGCUGAGGCUUGGUCCACCAGAUGGAGGGUGGUCCAUGAGAGGAAGGGAGGAGUCUUCACUUCUCAGUUUUGGGUAUUUCUGUAACAAUAAUGGUGGGAAGAGAGGGUUUAUGGAGUGUGUUAAUGGAGGUCAAGCCCCCCACCCCCACAAGUUCUCUUCAUUUCUUCAGCUGAGUUCUCAGCAUCAAGGUAUGGGUGUGACUGUGAGGCCAGAGGAAUCAUCACAGCCUGGUUGCAACAAAGGAGUAGAGGUGCAGAGUUGUUCAGAAAAGAAGGCAUUCUCAGACUCACCACCUGCAAAUACAACAGCCACAGCUGUGCUCAACACCUCUCAGAAAAGGACUGCUGCUGCUCCAGUUGUGGGGUGGCCUCCACUGCGUUCAUUUAGGAAGAAUCUUGCAAGUAGCAGCAGCUCUCAGAAACCAGUUUCUGAGGCCCAAAAUGUGGUCCCAAACAAGGCUUCCAGUGAAAAACCCAUGGAAAGUAGUAACCAGAAAGGCUUGUUUGUUAAGAUCAACAUGGAUGGGGUUCCCAUUGGAAGGAAAGUGGACCUUAAAGCCUAUGACAGCUAUGACAAGCUUUCCUCGGCUGUUGAUGAACUGUUUAGAGGACUUCUUGCAGCGCAAAAUGAACCUUGUGCUGGUGGAAAAUGGAACAAGGAAGAAGGCGAGAAAGCCAUUACGGGGUUGCUGGAUGGGAGCGGGGAAUAUACCCUUGUUUAUGAGGAUAAUGAAGGGGACAGGAUGCUUGUUGGGGAUGUCCCUUGGCACAUGUUCGUGUCUGCUGUGAAGAGGCUGCGCGUGUUGAAAAGCUCUGAACUUUCCACGCUAAGAUGUGGGAAGCAGGUGAAGCUUUGAGGUUUAGGAAGAUGAAGCAGCCAUUUGUGUGCAGAAGUUGUUGUUUCUGCAACUGACAAAUUAGAGAGAGCAAAAAUUGAUGGUGUUUGAGCAGAAAGAGAGAUUGUAUGUAGAUUAUGACUUUUGGAUUUGGGAUGAUAUGAUAAUUUCACUUGCCUUUAUUAUACUUUUGGAUUAUAGUCUCCCCAAAAGUUAGUUGUGUAUGAAAAAACAGACAACCAGAUGUUUUUACCAGUAAAAUUUUCUUACCAAGUAUUUGUAA